AGCGAGGCUUCCGCCGACACAAUAGCGACCGUGAUAACCUUGGUUUGGUUUUCGUUUAAAAGUCACGGAUUGUUGGAAUCCUUGGGCAUGUCGUCGCUUCAGCGUGUUAAUCGGUUGUUUGGGAACACAGGUGUUAUUUCAAGGCAUGCAAGUUCAGGAAAUGUUGCACUGAGGAAAAUCUUAGAUAAUGACAUUGCUUCCAUCAAAAAUGCCGGCUUAUGGAAAAGGGAAAGAGUAAUCACAACACCACAGGCUUCUCAGAUCAAAGUGGAAGGAAGAAAAAGCAAAAUACUGAAUUUCUGUGCCAAUAACUACCUUGGACUUUCUUCAAAUGCAGAAGUGGUAAAUGCUGCCAAAGAAGCUUUGAUGAAGUAUGGAAAUGGACUUAGCUCUGUUAGAUUUAUCUGUGGAACACAGGACAUUCAUAAAACAUUAGAGGCUAAAAUAUCCAAGUUCCAUGGGAUGGAGGAUGCAAUCCUGUAUGCAUGCUGCUACGACGCAAACACUGGACUGUUUGAAAGUCUCCUCACUGCCGAAGACGCUGUUUUCAGUGAUGAGCUGAAUCAUGCAUCUAUGAUAGAUGGUAUCAGACUUUGCAGAGCCAAAAAAUUCAAGUACAAGCACAUUGAUGUACAAGAUCUAGAAGAAAAACUGAAGGAAGCUGAUGGAGCAAGAAUAAAACUUAUUGCAUCAGAUGGUGUUUUUAGCAUGGAUGGAUCCAUGGCACCACUUCCGGAGAUCUGUGAUCUGGCAGAUAAGUAUGGUGCACUUGUUUUCAUUGAUGAGUGCCAUGCAACUGGCUUUCUUGGUGAUACUGGGAGAGGGACUGAUGAGUAUACAGGUACCAGAGGUCGUGUGGAUAUCAUCAAUUCAACACUUGGAAAGGCCCUUGGUGGGGCAGCUGGUGGUUACACUACCGGCCCCUCACAGCUGGUGCAGAUGCUGAGGCAGAAGUCACGUCCUUACUUAUACUCCAACACUCUCCCACCUGCAGUAGUGGGCAGUGCAACCAAGGUGCUGGACAUGCUGAUGGAUGGUUCAGAACUGUCUAAGAAACUUGCAGAUAACACGAGCUACUUUAGAACCAAGAUGACUCAAGCAGGCUUUAAUAUCAAGGGAGGGGCUAAUGGCCAUCCAAUUACACCAAUAAUGCUUGGUGACUCAAAACUAGCCAUGGACUUUGCAAACGAAAUGCUAGAGCGUGGAAUAUACGUAGUUGGGAUUGUGUAUCCUACAGUCCCUAGAGGCACAGGAAGAAUUCGCGUUCAGCUCUCUGCAGGCCACAGCAAAGAAGAAAUUGACACCUGUGUCCAGACAUUCAUUGACGUUGGUAAAGAUAUGGGGGUUCUCCAGUGACUGGACACAGUCCCCUUCCUCCAUCGUUAGACCUCCAACCCAAACUGACCUCAGAGGUAAAGGUUAGAUGAAUAAAAAAAAUUUGUCAUUAGGUCAUAGGCAAGGAGUUAAAGGUUAGAUAAAUAACAAUAAUUGUCAUUAGGUCGUAGGUAAAGUAAAGCACUUGUAGAACAAGCAUGAAUAUGAUAUCCAAUAUGGUAUCCAAACUUGAUUUUACUGAUUGAAGAUCUAAUGAUCUAACGAAAAAGUGAGCUUUGGUAUAUAGAAUUGAAUUAGAUCAUGGUCAGCUUCUAAGCUAACAGUCUUCUAAGCAAAGAACUCUGGGAACUUACAGACACCUUGUCAAGAAUCACCAUGUUGACUUCUCUAUUAGAAACGCUGUAUUUCAACUAAGAAGACAAUUCGUAUUUUUACGAUAUCUGUGCCAGAAUUAAUUUUACUAUUGUAACCAGUUUUAUUGUUAUUUAUGUGUCAUAUUUCACUAUUUUUGGGGGCACAACCUCAAGUUUUUCUUUAAUUUAUUUUAUCAAAGAAGAGAUACAAUGCUAAGCAACUAUUUAAGAAACAGAUUUGUAUCUGUUGGAAAUCUAAAUUAAAUUGAGGGCCUUUUAAUAAGUUGCCAGUUGCCACUACAGGCUGCGGCAAUGAUAACGUUUGAUAAGCAAAAUGUAAAAUAUGGCACAAUAAUAAAAAUUAGGCACUAUAACAAGAUAGUUAAGUUGAAGUAAUUAUAUUUCUGUGUAGAAAUAAUGAUGGGAAAAUGUGGAAUGAAUUGUUUUGAUAAAAA
Nematostella vectensis (starlet sea anemone) is the source of this 2143-nucleotide messenger RNA. RefSeq names its product 2-amino-3-ketobutyrate coenzyme A ligase, mitochondrial. NCBI's taxonomy places the organism in Eukaryota, Metazoa, Cnidaria, Anthozoa, Actiniaria, Edwardsiidae. The record is from RefSeq and is a predicted model, not a curated record. The transcript has 12 exons. The coding region runs from base 88 to 1356 and encodes 422 amino acids. Gene Ontology annotation, biological process: biosynthetic process; L-threonine catabolic process. Gene Ontology annotation, molecular function: pyridoxal phosphate binding; glycine C-acetyltransferase activity.